Cotesia glomerata is the source of this 2083-nucleotide messenger RNA. RefSeq names its product RAC serine/threonine-protein kinase-like (gene Akt). Gene Ontology annotation, biological process: protein phosphorylation. Lineage: Eukaryota; Metazoa; Arthropoda; Insecta; Hymenoptera; Braconidae. The transcript has 6 exons. Gene Ontology annotation, molecular function: protein serine/threonine kinase activity; ATP binding. Bases 347 to 2029 code for a protein of 560 amino acids. The record is from RefSeq and is a predicted model, not a curated record.
UUAAUUGAAGAAAUACCCUAGUCAUGAAUGAGCAGUAGGCGUGUCCGCAAUAAAAAAAAAAACCAUGGGAAUUCCCGCGACCCGACUAAUAUAUUUACAUAAUUAUCUGUGUCGGAUGUCGACGGCCUUAGUCUGAAGAAUUUACGACGUAAACACUGCCCUUUCUACCUGGAUGUUGUUGAAAAAUACCCCUACUAUUCUAAACUCAGAGGAUCUAUAUAAAAACUUGUUCAAUUCGGGGCAUAAGUAGUUCUUUGUUUAACUUUUAUCUUGUUCAGUGUUGGAAAAUUAUCAGUGUAACAAUUAAUGACUCUGAUAAAUUAUUUGGAAGCCUCGUUUGGUUAAAAUGGGAUUUGCGUAUUUCGAAGUUGGAAGGAUGAGCAUCGUGGCGUCCGGUCAGCAGCAGCAGCAGCAGCAGCAGCAGCAAGUAGUCAAGGAAGGAUGGUUACAGAAACGCGGUGAACACAUAAAAAAUUGGCGAUCAAGAUACUUUGUCCUGCGAGACGAUGGCACCUUGGUUGGAUUUAAAUCAAAACCGGACCAACAAAUGGCCGCGUCAGCGCAGCCCCUCAACAAUUUCACAGUCCGAGGUUGUCAAAUAAUGUCAAUAGACCGGCCUAAGCCCUACACAUUCGUAAUUCGUGGGUUACAAUGGACCACAGUGAUCGAGCGGACGUUCCACGUCGAAACGGAGCAAGAGCGCGAGGACUGGGUCGCAGCUAUAAGAUACGUUGCGGACCGACUGGCGAAUGAAGAACAAAUCCAGCAGCACUCUCAAUCGGAGCAGCAGCUGCAACAGCUCCAGCAGAUGCAGAUAUCAUCUUCCUCAGAGGACGUCGACAUGGAGAGCGCCUCGUCGUCCAAUAAUGGACGUAGCGAGUCGACUAACUCAACCGGGAACGACUCGUUGCCCAGCAUUGAUGAGCUCUCCGCUAAAUUCAGCGUCCAAGGGACCUCCAGCAGCAGAAACUCAGGGAAAAAGAAAGUCACGCUGGAGAACUUUGAGUUCUUGAAGGUACUCGGCAAAGGAACUUUCGGUAAAGUUAUUCUUUGCCGUGAAAAAGCUACCGGUCAUCUUUAUGCUAUUAAAAUCUUGAGGAAGGAAGUUAUCAUUCGCAAGGACGAGGUCGCUCACACGCUGACUGAGAGUCGGGUUUUGCGCACGACCAAUCACCCCUUUUUGAUCUCUCUCAAGUACAGUUUUCAAACUGCUGACCGGCUUUGUUUUGUCAUGGAGUAUGUUAACGGGGGAGAAUUGUUCUGUCACUUGUCACAGUCUCGCACUUUUUCUGAGGAUCGCACCAGAUUUUAUGGCGCUGAAAUAAUAUCUGCUUUGAGUUAUUUACACUCUAAUGGAAUUAUUUACCGGGAUUUAAAGCUUGAAAAUUUGCUCCUGGAUAAGGACGGGCAUAUUAAGAUUGCUGACUUUGGAUUGUGUAAAGAAGACAUUACUUAUGGACGAACAACAAAAACUUUCUGCGGUACUCCAGAAUAUCUAGCACCUGAAGUUCUAGAAGACAACGACUAUGGCCGAGCAGUAGAUUGGUGGGGUGUUGGAGUAGUAAUGUACGAGAUGAUGUUAGGACGUCUUCCAUUUUAUAAUCACGAUCAUGAAAAAUUAUUUACUCUAAUCUUACUAGAGGAAGUUAAAUUCCCAAGAUUUGUCUCAAAUGAGGCCAGAGAUUUAUUAUCAGGCUUAUUGAUAAAAGACCCAGGCCGGCGGCUAGGCGGCGGACCCAACGACGCUAAAGACAUAAUGAGCCACGCGUUCUUCUCUUCAAUCGAUUGGUCGGACCUGGUGCAAAAGAAAAUACCUCCGCCGUUCAAACCUCAAGUGUCCUCAGACACAGACACUCGUUACUUCGACAGUCAAUUUACUGGCGCAAGUGUCGAACUUACCCCGCCGGAUCAGGGCCCGGGUAGCGCUGGGCUCAACUCCAUCGCCGAAGAACAAGAACACUUUCCACAAUUUUCUUAUCAAGAUAGUCAUUCUGCUGCUACUUCUAUUUCCGUAUCUAUUAAUCACUGACACACAUUUAUUAGCAAUAUUUAAUUAACCGAGUAUUUUUUUUUCAUAUAUUAU